AUGCCCGGCGACAGCUUCAUUCACGUGGCGGCCUGGCCCCAGCACCAGCACCAGAGUCCCAGCCCGAAGCCGCAGCGAUCCUUUGGCCAUUUCCGCUCUCUCUCGAGUUUCUCACAAACAUCUGUCUCCAGUAGAGCGAAGUCGCCUGCGAGGCCCCCUUCCAUGUCCCAGUUGCCAGACAUGGCCUCGACGCCCGAGUCACCCUCUUUGGACGUGCCGCAGCCCAAGCGGAUGCCGUCGAACCAGUCACUGAUGGAGGACAUGGACUACAGCACCAAUCUGGACCUCAGGAAAAGUUCGGCUGAUGGCACCGCAACGCCUGCGCACCAUCCCGAUUUGAAUGACGAGGUGGCUACGCUGAGCACGAAACUGAUCAACGCCAUCAACCACCAGACUGCGCUGGAUGAUACUCUCGCCUCAACCCGGCAUGAGCUAGAGGACGAGAGGACAAAAGUUCGGGAGCUCGAAGAGAAAGUGGCACGGCAACAGGAGCUACUGGCCGGCGACGUUUGGGUGAGACGGUCGACGGUCGAGAGCGAGAAGAAUAGGCUUCUUCUACGCGUCGCUGAAGAGAAGCGGCAACGUUUUGAGGUCGAGAAGGAGAAGAAGAAGAUCGAGCAGGAGUUGGAGAACCUGACCACGGCCUUGUUCGAAGAAGCCAACAAGAUGGUCAUCUCCGCCAAGGAAGAGGCACAGAAAGAGCACGACGCCAUCCAGCGCAAGAACGACUUGCUUAAAUCCCAACUGGCCGACACAGAAGGGCUCCUAAGGUCUCAGCAGGAGCAGCUGGCCGAGCUGAAGCUGGUCAUGGAGCACAUGACCGCUGAACACGACGACCACAGCGGAACCACGCCUUCAUCGCCUGGGUUUAGCAAGUUUGAUUCAAGGGAUGACGAUACGCACGUUACCGACAGCGUAUCUCAGUCUGGCAUCACGGAGCCUUCCUCGCCGACCUAUCCUACGAGCCUGACACAUCUGCUCCAACCCGUGCUUCGGACCGACCUGGCUGCCUAUGAAGACUUUCUGGCUCUGGUCAAAACUUCCAAGCGGACUUCCAGCCGAAUAUCAUCUGGCUCCUACAGCGGGCUCAACCCGUUGCUUAGCCUUGCCAGCGCCGGUUCAGCUCCGUCCAACGCUUCCACAACUUCACUGACCACGGCGGGGACGGCGUCCUCGAAUGUAUCACCACAAACCCCAAACACGCCCGCAUCGGCCAUAAGCGCCGGCUCAGUUGCUACCCCACUGCCCCCCUUGAAAGAAACAAAGUUCUACAAGAGGGCCCUCGCUGAGGAUGUCGAGCCGACCUUGCGUCUAGAUAUUGCACCCGGCCUAUCCUGGCUAGCACGGAGAUCCGUCUUGACUUCCAUGACUGAAGGAUCCCUCGUUGUGGAGCCGGUUCCCACGAACAACCCUUUUGCUGCCAUUAGCAAGCCUCAGUUCUACCCAUGCUCGCUCUGCGGCGAAAGUCGUAAGGAGACUCCUCACCUGCGUAUGCAUCGGUUCCGAACGAGCGAGGCCGACUCUGCCCAACGGUACCCGCUCUGCAAGUACUGCCUUAACCGUGUGCGAUCCACCUGCGAUUUUCUGGGUUUCUUGCGCAUUGUCAAGGAUGGUCAUUGGCGCGCCGAAGACGCUGACGCUGAACGGGCAGCGUGGGAGGAGAGUGUCAGACUGCGAGAGCAGAUGUUCUGGAGCCGCAUCGGUGGAGGCGUAAUCCCUGCGACACAAGCACUCCUUCACCCACCUAGUAUAGGGGAGAAAAGCCCCCGCAGCAGCCACGAAGGGCAGACGACUCCUGCUCCAGCUGACCUGAAGAGGACAUCGUCAUCUGACAGUACUGUGGCGCCUGUCUCCGUCACGACGCCUGCCGACCAAGAGCACGACGUCGAGCAGCAGCCGGACAAAUCGCCUGAUGCAGCCGACCGGGAAGAAGCCGAGGUGAAGCCUGACACAGCUUCUCCCACCGUUGACCAGGCAAACCAAUCUCUUGGAGCUGAAAACGCAGACCCCAACGAAGACGGGGUGAAGCGUCUUUCGAUCACGAUACCCGGCUCUUUCGACAACGCGUAG
Molecule: messenger RNA, 2070 nt
Organism: Neoarthrinium moseri
Lineage: Eukaryota; Fungi; Ascomycota; Sordariomycetes; Amphisphaeriales; Apiosporaceae
Exons: 1
Coding region: 1-2070 (689 amino acids)
Biological process (GO): exocytosis
Cellular component (GO): cell tip; Golgi to plasma membrane transport vesicle
Molecular function (GO): guanyl-nucleotide exchange factor activity
Source: RefSeq, a predicted model, not a curated record